This is a messenger RNA of Nicotiana attenuata, 3127 nucleotides long. RefSeq names its product F-box/kelch-repeat protein At3g06240-like. The transcript is spliced from 2 exons. The coding region runs from base 138 to 1304 and encodes 388 amino acids. Gene Ontology annotation, molecular function: protein binding. The record is from RefSeq and is a predicted model, not a curated record. NCBI's taxonomy places the organism in Eukaryota, Viridiplantae, Streptophyta, Magnoliopsida, Solanales, Solanaceae.
AAAACUUUUAUACAUUGAAAUUUUCUAGAGCACCUUUUGUACGAUCAUUUAAGGAAAAAUCUUCUGUAAAUCAGAACGGGUAGGGUUUUCCUCCUGUCUCUGCUAUCGAUCUCGAUUCCCGCCGACUUUCGUUUGAGAUGUGUGAUGAAACGGCAAGCUUAGGCAGCUGUACUCUGCCGGGAGAUGCAAUGGUGGAAAUCCUGUUGCGGCUUCCCGUCAAGUCAUUGCUGCGAUUUCGAGCGGUUUCCAAAUCAUGGUAUGGUUUCCUAAAUAGCCCUGAUUUUAUUCAAAUGCAUCUCCGUCACAGUCAACAACCCCUCCAUGAAAAGCUCCUCAGAGUGAGCAAUCGUGGUCCUAGAGACACCCCUACUAUUUCCUUCUUCUCCGUUGAUCCUACUGUUACUGUUAAUGCUGAUGAUAUUGACGACGGAGUUGAUGGGUAUAAAAAUAAUAAUGAUCUGUAUUCGUCUUCUGUUGUUGAUUUGCCGUUUCCGUCUAGUCCAGAUGAUGAGGUUCGGAUUGUGGGUUCUUGCAAUGGCUUGUUGUGUGUUCAUUUCAAUAGGACUUCCAACAUUAUCUUGUGGAACCCUGCUACCAGAAAGUAUAGAUUCCUUGGACCCCCCGAUAAUUCUGUAUCCUUUUAUUGCGAUCCUUUCUUCCCUUAUAUAAUGCUUGGUUUUGUCCCCGAGAUUAACGAUUAUAAGGUUGUCAAGGUUCCAUCAUCCAGUAGAAAACACGUUGAUGCUAAGGUUUGGGUUUACACCCUGAGUUCGGAUUCUUGGGAAGAGAUGGGAGCUGUUUAUCUGCUGCCCAAGGGUGGGUCUGCAGUUAAUCUUAACGGGUGCUUGUAUUGGAUGUCAUAUAAUUGUGAUAAUGGACGGGAUAUUGUUACUUCGUUUGAUUUGUAUAAACAAGUCUUUGGACAAAUUAUGGUCCCCAAUUCAGAUUCUAUUACUGACUUCACUAUCAAGAAGCUUGUGGUACUAAAGGGUUGUCUUUCUAUGAUAAUCUAUUCUGAGAAUGGUUUAAUUGUUGACCAUUACGAGGUAUGGAUGAUGAAUGAACAACAAGGUGUAUCUUGGACUAAGAGAGUUGAUUUUUCACCUUUCUCUAAGCUAGCACGACCUGUUGGAUCAUGGAGGGACAGCGAAAUUGUUUUUGGCUACCCAAAUGGGUUGUCACAUGAACUGUUAUCAUACAAUCCUUUUACUAAAAGAGCUCAGAGCUUUCAAAGGAGAAGUUCAGUGGGUGGGUUUAAAGUCAUAAAUUAUGUCGAAAGCCUAGAAUCUGUGGAGGGUAGUUAAGUGGACUCUAGAGAUUUGAAGUCUGAUAUUGCAGUUUCAUUUGGCAUGGUAUAAAGUAAUGAUUAAUUACCCUUGCUUAUCUAGCAGCUCACCAUAAGUUUUAGCAUGCUUGACACCUUUAGAUGUUGGUUUGGUCAAGGGAUGUCCAUUGAAGCUUUUUCUCAAAGGUGACACUUAUAAAGGUAGAUACUGGGUGAAUUGUUGGGUGAAUUGUGAAACUGGAGAAUGUAGAGUUUAACUAAAUCCCGGAUAAACACAAAAAAUUUAGAAGCUCUAGUGGAUCAGUAAACAGAACAAUUUUUAAGUCUCUUAAUGUUUCCUACAUAUAAUUUUAACACUAUUUCCUUAGUAUUUUUCACAUUGUUUCCUGUGGUUUGACUUUCCGACUAUGUCGCGCACUCUUCAUUUUAGGCGGCACACCCGUGUUGGCAAAACACUAGUACAGGUAAGGAUGUAAGGAUGUGGGAUUUGUACAGGGUAUGGUCAAUCGAGAUUGGCUACUUUGACCACAAUCCAUCGAGAAAUUUGAGAAAAAACUGAAUUUUGAUUUCUCGAGAUAAAAGCUAGUACAGAUUUGAAGCCAUGGGAAAUGGCAUACCUUCAAUAUUCUACUGCUGCGAGGUAGCAAAUUCUACUCUUGUCUCCUUUUCAACUUCUCCGCUUGAAUAUAUUUUUAUAUAUCUAUUUUUAGAAUUUUGAAUUAUUUUUCGCCGAAAUCCCGGCACCUGUAUCUGUACCUGGAUCCCUUAUUCCCGAAUCUUAUAAUUUAGAUUAUAAAGGAUCCGAACUCUGGAUCUGCACCUGGAUCAGAUACCCGCACCCGAGUCCGAGCAACAUAGCUUUCCGAAAGCAAAUUAGCCAUCUCCAUAGCAAGAUUUGACAUAGAAGGGAGAACUCAUAGAACGCCAUAUGGACAGAUAGUUCAUAGAAUGAGAGUAAGAGGGAUGAUAAUUUUGAGUAUAAUUCGUCUUGUAUUUCUUAAAAAAGCUACAAUAUUGUGUAUGUACAAUAUGACAACAACAACAACAAUAACAACCCAGUGUAAUCCCACAAGUGGGGCAUGUACAAUAUGAGGUAAACUAUAUUUUUUUAGCAGGAGAGAAUAUUUAAGAGAAAGCUUCUUGAUCUAAUCAUGCACCUAAAUGUCCCUCCCAGUCUAUUUUUGAAGCUGUCAAGUUGAGCCUCAAAAGCUUCCAGCCUUGUUUAUGUUUGUGCUUUCUUCUUGGCCUUCACUUGCUAUUUUUCUUUUAGACACCAAUCUUGAAACCAAUCACCCUUUAGAUGGCUUGGGCUUCAAAAGUGGCAAACACAAGAACUGCAAAAGCAUUUGAAAAAUUAAACUGCACACUGCAUUGGCUUCCAUUAUGGCUCUGAUCCCGGCUAUGGUGUCCUGAUUUUCAUCCAGAACAACUGAUAUUACAAUUUCCUGAUUCUUUUACUUCAGAGCAGAGACUAAUGUUUUGACAUGCUUCUUCAUCUUCUUGCUGAAAGAAGUGAAUCUGCAAUGCCGGAUUCUGUACUCAAAUCUCCUUUUCUCAUUCUGAGAAAGGAUUGUAGAUCUCUUAUGUUUACUUUACACUGGGAGACAAGUUCCUUUGUGGUGCCACAAACAUCUAGUAGCCUCACUGACUUGUCCAGUAAAUCUUCGACCAAUUUCUCAUGUUUAAAGUGAGAGAGAGCUUGAAAGGUUAGAGGCAAGUUGAGAUCAUCUAUGUGCUUGUAUAAUUCCUCCAAACCAAGUAGGCUAUUGCAAAUUGUCUCAGCAGUUGGUGCAACUGCUGUUUCCAAUGUUUUGAGCUUGUUGAGCUCCUCUUCCACUCUUA